UAACGGGAUUCUCUCCUCUGGGGUGUGCGGCGCCUAGUGGUAGACGUAGUACCGUGCACCUGAACGCAGCAUCCUCAGCUGUCAGUUUUAUCACAUGAAAACGGAUGCUCUGUCCUAUUUCUCUAAGCGUGUAAAAAAUAAUAUCCCAAUACGAUGUAAACAUAGUCAGGAGUUCAGAUUGUAGCAGGAGCGAUGAGUUGUACCAGUGUUCAGUUGUUGCUAAAACCCCGUUCAGCUGUGUUUGCUGUCUUGAACACACCCCGCUGAGUACCCCGAUAUUGUUCAAGGGGAAUAAUGGCUGCACAGGAGCCGUCUCCACCAUCUUCCCUGGAAGGCAACAAACCGGGCUUCCCAAAGAAAAUUUUGGCCAACAGCCACGAAGACAAGCACUUGUGUAAUUCGUGCCAGAAAAUCCUGAGAAGGCCCCUGCAAGCCCAAUGCGGUCACCGUUUUUGUUCGUUCUGUUUCAACAAAAUUGUGAGCUCCGGACCUCAAAACUGCAGCGCUUGCAUCAAAGAAGACCUGUUUGAAGAACCCACAUCCAUUCUCAAACAGGGUGGUGCUUUUCCAGACAACGCAGCUCGCCGAGAGGUGGAGGCGUUGGCGGCUGUCUGUCCCAACGAAGGCUGCACGUGGACAGGAACCAUCAAGGAGUUUGAGGCGAGCCAUGAGGGGAACUGUGACUUCAUGAUCAUCUUGUGUCCUUCAUGUAAAGAGCUGAUGAGGGCCAACGAACAGGAACGCCAUAACGAGAGAGAAUGUCCCGAGAGGACGCUCAACUGCAAAUACUGCAAAGAACCCUUCUUGUUGAAGAACAUCAAGGCUCAUGACGAAAUCUGCCCAAAGUACCCCAUGAUUUGUGAAGGCUGUGCAAAGAAAAAGAUUCCCAGAGAAAAGUAUGUGGACCAUAUUAAGUUCUGCAGUAAAUUUAAAGCACCAUGCAGAUUUCAUGUUGUUGGCUGCGAUACGUCUGUGGAGAAGGAGAAGAUCCACGACCACGAGCGUCAGUGUUCCUAUGAGCACCUGAACCUGCUCCUGCAUUUCAUCAUGGGCAUCAAAGUGAGUUUGGAGAGUCUGCAGCCUCAGAGCCUGGAGGUGGCCAGCCACAAGCUGCAGGAGCUCCACCAGUCCCUCAGGGAUCUGGAGAUGAAGAUGAGUCAGUUGGGUGGGGGUGGUGCAGCUCCCGUGCAGGGUGCAUGCGCCCCGACUCUAGCCACCUCCUUCACUCCGCUGCCCAGCGCUAUGGGUGCUGCCCUGGAGCUGCAGCUGCAGAGUGAGAAGACCAAGGUGGCCGAGCUGAGCCGCCGCUGCCAGGACCUGGAGCUCAAAGUCAGCACGUUUGAGAACAUCGUCUGCGUCCUCAACCGAGAGAUGGAGCGAUCCUGCACCACCAUGGAGGCCUACAACCGCCAACACCGCCUUGAUCAGGACAAGAUUGAGAUCCUUAACAAUAAGGUUCGUCAGCUGGAGAGGACGGUGAGCCUGAGGGACCUGUCCAUCGUGGAGAUGGAGGGCAAAAUGAGAGAAAUGUCCGCAGCCACAUACGACGGCAUAUUUGUCUGGAAGAUUUCUGAUUUCACCAAGAAGCGGCAGGACGCUGUGGCUGGUCGAGCCCCCGCUAUGUUCUCACCUGCCUUUUAUACCAGUAAAUAUGGCUACAAGAUGUGCUUGCGGAUCUACUUGAAUGGUGACGGGACGGGACGUGGCACCCACUUAUCGCUGUUCUUUGUGGUAAUGAGAGGACACAGCGAUGCGCUCCUCAAGUGGCCUUUUAAUCAGAAGGUCACCCUAAUGCUGCUUGACCAGAACAACAGGGAGCACAUAAUCGAUGCCUUCCGGCCCGACAUCUCCUCCUCGUCCUUCCAGAGGCCCGUCAGCGACAUGAACAUCGCCAGCGGCUGCCCGCUCUUCUGCCCGCUCUCCAAGCUGGACUCGAAAAACUCCUACAUCCGCGACGACACCAUCUUUAUCAAGGCCAUCGUAGACCUCACCGGCCUUUAGGUGAAUGACAGGCGUAAAUCUGAGUCUGCCUUUUGUUGCUACCAACCUGUGUGAAUCAACAGGAUUUCCAUAUCACCAGUUAACGGCAUUUCUCUUUGGGUCGGUCUAGUUGUGUUUGUUUCCAGAUGGACCGGUGGUGGCAACAUGGAAGACCAGAGCAGGAAACAAACUGUACCACUGUAACUAUUAACCAUCAAGUUUUUAUCCAAGAAAACCAUUGAUUACCUACCAAAGUGACUGGGAGAGUUAAUAAAAUAUACACCAGUAUCAUUCCAAGAGCCAAGUAGAAAUUUAGACAAAUAACAUGACAUUGUCUCUGAACUCCAGUGAUCAUCCCUCUACCUUAGACGAGGCUCAUCAUGUUCAGUUUUGCACAGAUAAAUUGUGUUUUUAUUAGUUUUUUUAAGAAAUUUAGCAGGUUUUCACAUGGCUUUAUGUCCCCUUGAAUUAAAGUUUACCUCCUGCUGCAGGUUGGAGAAUGCUUUAACUU
This is a messenger RNA of Sphaeramia orbicularis (orbiculate cardinalfish), 2491 nucleotides long. It is a transcript of the gene traf2a, whose product is annotated as Tnf receptor-associated factor 2a. The record is from RefSeq and is a predicted model, not a curated record. The transcript is spliced from 10 exons. Gene Ontology annotation, biological process: tumor necrosis factor-mediated signaling pathway; positive regulation of canonical NF-kappaB signal transduction; regulation of apoptotic process. Lineage: Eukaryota; Metazoa; Chordata; Actinopteri; Kurtiformes; Apogonidae. Gene Ontology annotation, cellular component: cytoplasmic side of plasma membrane; plasma membrane signaling receptor complex; cytosol. Gene Ontology annotation, molecular function: zinc ion binding; tumor necrosis factor receptor binding; ubiquitin-protein transferase activity. Bases 295 to 2001 code for a protein of 568 amino acids.